Molecule: messenger RNA, 984 nt
Organism: Nicotiana attenuata
Lineage: Eukaryota; Viridiplantae; Streptophyta; Magnoliopsida; Solanales; Solanaceae
Exons: 6
Coding region: 1-984 (327 amino acids)
Source: RefSeq, a predicted model, not a curated record
AUGCAGACUGGAUCACAACUAUGCAAGAGGAGUUGCAUCAGUUUGAAAGGAACAAGAAACAAUGCAAGGCUUGUGGUUCAAGGCUACGAUCAGGAAGAAGGGAUUGAUUAUGAUGAAACAUUCGCCCCUGUAGCUCGAAUGGAAGCCAUUAGAAUUAUGAUUGCCUUCACAUCUCAUAUGGAUUUCACACAAUUCCAAAUGGAUGUCAAAAGUGCAUUUCUAAAUGGCUAUAUGAAAGAAGAAGUUUAUGUAAAGCAGCCUCCUGGUUUUGAGUAUCACGGACACCCUGAUCAUGUGUUUAAACUAGAUAAGGCUUUGUACGGGUUAAAACAGGCUCCCGGGUCUUGGAAACACACGUCUGGAAUGGCACACUUCCUGGGUUCCUUCUUAAUCUUAUGGGGUACAAAGAAGCAUAACUCUGUGGCACUUUUAACUACAGAAGCUGAAUAUAUAGCAACUGCCUCUUGCUACUGUGUGCCACUCUUAUGUGAUAAUACUAGUGCACUUAACAUGGCAAAAGUCGAGUUCAACAUAAGAGGACCAAGCACAUUGAUGUAUGUCACCACUUCCUCAAAGACAAUGUUCACCAAAUCUUCUCUUCUUCCCACCAUGGCUGAAGAUCAAAUGAUCUCCAGUACUAUCGAGUCCUCACCAGUCGAAACGCCAGCGCCAGACUCUGCUUCUCACACUAUUGAUAACCAAAACCCUAGAACAGAGUCACCCCCACACUUCAUCUCCUCUCCUAUCCAUUUGAUUUCCUGCUCUCACAAGAGUCCCAAGUAUCAAACUCUCGCAGGAGGUGUUGCCCAGAGCUCAUCUCUUACCUCGCCAGAAAAGAAAAAAGGAAGCAAUCGAAAAUAUGCUUCCAUCGCCAAUGAAGGGGUUUUUGUCGGAGGAAGUGAGGACGGUCUUAAGACUCAUGGGGAAGCAUCUGGGCCUGUUGGGGAGGAUAGUGAGCUUGUUCCUGCUGAACCUUCAGCAUAG